ACGUUAGCGUUUGAAAAUUAGUUUUUAUUUGAUCGCACAACGCGAAACGGCUUAUAUCGUAGACGGGGAUCAUUGUAAGCGAAACGCAUGCGCAAGUGAUUAAAAGUGGAAAAAUAAAAAGAAAAUAAAAUAUUCCAACUACUCGGUUCCGGGAAUUUUUUUUAAAGCCAGAGUGUUAACACAAAAGAAGAAGAAAAUUGCAAUUGUUUGAUUGUUUCAAGUUAUUAAUACAGUUGUGACCAUGGAAAUGGAUUCAAAUAUUCAAAAUUUUUUCCGAAAUAAAAAUGUGUUCCUGACUGGCGGCACUGGAUUUCUGGGGAAAGUGUUCAUAGAGAAGCUUUUACGAUGCACCGAAGUUCAACACAUUUAUGUUCUCACACGACCCAAGGCUGGCAAAGAUGUCAACGAACGUUUCAGUCAAAUAUUUAAAGAACCUCUUUUCGAAAAAUUACUCACUGUACGCCCAAAUCCAUUAAAAUCUAUAAAAACCAUCAGUGGCGAUUGUACACUCCCGAAUCUGGGCAUUUCCCAAGAUGAUUGUCAAGAGUUGAUUGAGAACAUCGACGUUGUCAUACACAGUGCAGCCACAGUGCGUUUUAAUGAACCGCUAAGCAAUGCAACACAGAUCAAUAUCGAGGCAACAAUAGAUCUCAUGAAGAUAGCCAAACAGAUGAAGCAUUUAAAGGCAUUUGUACAUGUCUCCUCAGCGUUUGCGAAUUGUCUGGUCUUACAUGGCGAGGAACGUUUCUACACCGAACAUUUGGGUAUUACCAGCGAUGAGCUGUUAUCCGUCAAAGGUAUUUUGGGUAAUGAGAAAUUCGAUCGCAUGGAAUUGGAGUUGGCAGGCAAAUUUCCCAAUACCUAUUGUUUCACAAAAUCAGUAGCCGAGGAGGCGGUAUUAAAACAUAGCGACACAUUGCCAAUUUGUAUAUUCAGGCCAGGAAUAAUUUUACCCACUUGCGAGGAACCUGUGCCAGGUUGGAUUGAUAAUCUCUAUGGACCCAUGAGUGUGUUGUAUGGCAGUGCCUAUGGUGUUUUAAGAGUUAUGUAUGGCAAUCCCAAGCAACCCGCUGGUUUGGUUCCUGUGGAUUUCUGUGCCAAUAUGAUGCUAGCCUGUGCCUGGUACACGGCAACUGCAGUUAAACAAAUUCCCUCCAAAGAUCCUCCCAUAUAUAAUUUGGUACCCGAUGAGAAAAACACCUUGGAAUGGGGUGCCUACAAGAAAUAUGUAGAAGAACAUGGUGUUCAGAUACCGUUGGCCAGCAUGAUUUGGUAUCCGUUUUUGAUAUUUGCCAAAAAUGUCUACUUUUAUCGCUUCUUAACAUUGGUCUAUCAUACACUGCCAGGCUAUUUUAUAGAUUUUUUACUGCUGCUCAUGGGAAAACCAGCAAGAAUGACAAGAGCCUACAAAAAGAUACAUAAACAAUGUAAUUUGUUGCGUUACUUUUUGAAUCAUAAAUUUACUUUUGAUACCACCAAUUCGAAGAUGGUGUGGAAAGCCAUGACUCCAGAUGAUCGACGUUUGUUCAACUUCGAUAUGGUUUCACUGAAUUGGAGUAAUUAUUUCUACAAUAGUUUGUUUGGUUUGAGGAGAUUUUUGGCCAAGGAAGAUCCUUCGACUAUACCACAAGCCAAGAAGCUGUUAAGAAGAUUACACGUCCUUCAUUGUGUUCUUCAUGCCUUAGUAUUUGUUGGUUUAUUCUGGCUGUUAUGGUCUUUAUUGAAAUUCAUCACACUCUCAUAGUUCUAUCUCCUAUUGACUGUAUUAAAUAGUAGAAUGUAAUUUAAUAAAUCUAGUUUAUAGUUGUUUUGUUAUUACCUUAGGGGAUUUUUUUUUAUUUUGCAAAUAUUAGAAAACUGUUUCACUGCACAACAAUACUCCAAAUGCAAUCUAAUAUAUUGAAUUUUGUUUUUUAUUGAAAUAAAUUAUAUUAUACUAAUUGUUAUGA
Stomoxys calcitrans (stable fly) is the source of this 1949-nucleotide messenger RNA. RefSeq names its product fatty acyl-CoA reductase wat. Gene Ontology annotation, molecular function: alcohol-forming very long-chain fatty acyl-CoA reductase (NADP+) activity. Gene Ontology annotation, cellular component: peroxisome. The record is from RefSeq and is a predicted model, not a curated record. NCBI's taxonomy places the organism in Eukaryota, Metazoa, Arthropoda, Insecta, Diptera, Muscidae. Bases 242 to 1744 code for a protein of 500 amino acids. Gene Ontology annotation, biological process: long-chain fatty-acyl-CoA metabolic process. The transcript has 8 exons.